CCGAUUGGCCAGAGCACGCUGUUGCUAGGCAGGUGAAGAGGUGCGGGGUGGAGCUUCCUCUUCUGAUGAGUCGGCUCUGAGGUUCAGUCAGCGUGAAGCGUCUCGAUUUGCUGUUGUAACGAAUCUGCUCCGAGACCUUCUACCCACUUUGAGGAGCCGUCGCCGCGCGCCUAUCCUCACCCCUUUCCCCCUCAGCGCCAUGGCCUCGGGAUCUGAUUCUAAAGCAGAUGACUUAUCAACUGCUAUUCUGAAGCAGAAGAACAGGCCUAAUCGGUUAAUUGUUGAUGAAGCCAUCAAUGAAGACAACAGUGUUGUGUCACUGUCCCAGGCAAAAAUGGAUGAAUUACAGCUGUUCAGAGGAGACACAGUUCUGUUAAAAGGAAAAAAGAGGAGAGAAGCAGUCUGCAUUGUUCUGUCAGAUGAUACCUGCUCAGAUGAGAAGAUUCGCAUGAAUAGGGUUGUUCGCAACAACCUGAGAGUGCGCCUGGGUGAUGUGAUCAGUAUCCAGCCCUGCCCCGAUGUGAAAUAUGGCAAACGUAUCCAUGUGCUGCCAAUUGAUGACACAGUAGAAGGGAUCACGGGGAAUCUGUUUGAGGUCUAUCUCAAGCCAUACUUCCUGGAAGCAUACAGACCCAUCAGGAAAGGUGACAUCUUCUUGGUGCGAGGAGGGAUGCGUGCAGUGGAGUUCAAAGUGGUGGAGACAGAUCCGAGUCCUUACUGCAUAGUGGCUCCAGACACAGUAAUCCAUUGUGAAGGAGAGCCCAUCAAGCGAGAGGAUGAAGAAGAGUCAUUAAACGAGGUGGGCUAUGAUGACAUUGGUGGCUGCCGAAAGCAGCUGGCUCAGAUCAAAGAGAUGGUAGAACUUCCUCUUCGACACCCUGCACUCUUCAAGGCCAUAGGGGUGAAGCCUCCACGUGGAAUCCUGCUGUAUGGUCCCCCUGGCACUGGGAAAACUUUGAUUGCCCGAGCAGUAGCCAAUGAAACUGGGGCUUUUUUCUUCCUGAUUAAUGGUCCUGAAAUCAUGAGCAAGCUGGCUGGUGAGUCUGAGAGCAACCUGAGGAAAGCCUUUGAAGAAGCUGAGAAGAAUGCUCCUGCCAUCAUCUUCAUUGAUGAACUGGAUGCCAUUGCUCCAAAGAGAGAGAAGACACAUGGAGAGGUAGAACGUCGCAUAGUAUCUCAGCUGUUGACUCUUAUGGAUGGACUGAAACAGAGGGCACAUGUGAUUGUUAUGGCAGCUACCAACAGACCUAACAGUAUUGACCCAGCGCUCAGGCGGUUUGGUCGUUUUGACAGAGAGGUAGAUAUUGGUAUCCCAGAUGCAACUGGGCGCCUGGAAAUCCUGCAGAUCCACACAAAAAAUAUGAAACUGGCUGAUGAUGUGGAUCUGGAACAGGUGGGAAAUGAGACCCAUGGACACGUUGGUGCUGACUUGGCUGCUCUUUGCUCAGAAGCUGCUCUUCAGGCUAUCAGAAAGAAGAUGGAUCUCAUAGAUCUAGAAGAUGAAACCAUUGAUGCUGAAGUGAUGAACUCCCUGGCUGUGACCAUGGAUGACUUCAGGUGGGCUCUGAGCCAGAGCAACCCUUCUGCUCUUCGGGAGACUGUGGUGGAGGUGCCACAAGUUACCUGGGAAGAUAUUGGUGGUCUAGAAGAUGUAAAGAGAGAACUCCAGGAGCUUGUACAGUAUCCUGUGGAGCACCCAGACAAGUUCCUAAAAUUUGGUAUGACCCCAUCAAAAGGGGUUCUGUUUUAUGGGCCACCUGGUUGUGGUAAGACACUUCUGGCCAAAGCCAUUGCCAAUGAAUGCCAGGCAAACUUCAUUUCCAUCAAGGGGCCAGAAUUGCUUACCAUGUGGUUUGGAGAAUCUGAAGCCAAUGUGCGCGAGAUCUUUGACAAGGCCCGCCAAGCAGCCCCUUGUGUACUCUUCUUUGAUGAGCUGGACUCCAUUGCAAAGGCUCGAGGUGGGAAUAUUGGAGAUGGUGGUGGUGCUGCAGAUCGCGUCAUCAACCAGAUCCUAACAGAGAUGGAUGGCAUGUCCACCAAGAAGAAUGUCUUCAUCAUUGGUGCCACCAACAGGCCAGACAUCAUUGACCCAGCUAUCUUGCGUCCUGGCCGCUUGGAUCAACUCAUUUACAUCCCCCUGCCUGAUGAGAAGUCCCGAGUUGCUAUUCUUAAGGCCAACUUGAGGAAAUCGCCGGUUGCAAAGGAUGUUGACCUGGAUUUCCUAGCUAAGAUGACCAAUGGCUUUUCGGGGGCUGACCUGACAGAAAUUUGCCAGCGUGCCUGCAAACUGGCCAUCCGUGAGUCCAUUGAGAGUGAGAUCAGGCGAGAACGUGAGAGGCAGAUCAAUCCUUCUGCUAUGGAAGUGGAGGAGGAUGACCCAGUUCCUGAGAUACGCAGGGAUCACUUUGAGGAGGCCAUGCGCUUUGCUCGCCGCUCUGUCAGUGACAAUGACAUCAGGAAAUAUGAGAUGUUUGCACAGACUCUACAGCAGAGCCGUGGCUUUGGUAGCUUCAGGUUCCCAUCAGGUAACCAGGGAGGCGCUGGGCCAAGCCAAGGCACAGGAGGUGGCAGCGGGGGCAACGUUUACAGUGAAGACAAUGAUGAUGAUCUUUACGGUUAACUUGCUGUCCUCAGUAGACCAAAUUCCAAGUCAGGCUAAGUUGUACAGGGAAAAUCCAAUGUUCAGUGGACUCCUGAUUUUUUCAUUCCUCAGUCAGAACAGUGUAGCUGCACGUCAGACUUUGUACAGGGGAUGUUUUCUGCAAACACAAAUCCAGACCAAUGUUCAGUUGGGAGACAGACAGUGAAUUAACAAGUAGGGGGAACCGACUUAAUUUCUGAGAAAUUUCUGUUGUAGUUUAUGUGGCAGAAUCAGCAACUUUAGCAAAGGGUACAAUGCUAGCCUGUAUUAAAACAAACAAAACACAAACAAAACCAAAAUAAAAAUAAAAUAAUAAAAUAAUAAAAAUCCCACAAAACUCUAGCUAGG
Messenger RNA from Phasianus colchicus (ring-necked pheasant), 2989 nucleotides. Lineage: Eukaryota; Metazoa; Chordata; Aves; Galliformes; Phasianidae. The record is from RefSeq and is a predicted model, not a curated record.